AUGCUACGGAGUCAGAAAACAAACUCGACUCAAGCAUUCAUCUUCGCGGAUCGGGAAACUGAUGCCGGAGCCAUCGUUCUUGCCUUCCGGGGAACGGAAGCCUUCAAUGCAUACGACUGGUGCACAGACUUGGAUUUCUCCUGGUACGAGCUCCCGCAGCUUGUCCAUCUCGGAUUCCUCGAAGCACUGGGCCUGGGCGACAGGACCAGGAUGCAAAGCUUCCAGAGGUUGAAGCAGAACAUCUACGAGAACUCGAGGACUCCGUUGCCACAGACUCCAACAUCUGGAUUACCCGACUUUGUCCUCAGCGAUGAGACGAAGCUGCUCGCAUACGACCACAUCAGUGCGGAGCUCGUCACCAUCCUCCGGAAACACAGAAACGCAAAGCUCUACAUCACCGGUCACAGCCUCGGCGGCGCUCUGGCGACGCUCUUCACCGCCAUGCUCUUCUACAACCGGGAAGAGAAUCGAGUCUUUUACAGCACCGAGGACGACGUUGCCAGGAGGCUCGCGGCGCUCUAUACGUUUGGCCAGCCCCGCGUUGGAGACAAGAGCUUUGCGUCCUUCAUGGACACCAGCUUAAACAAGCCAACCAUGAGGUACUUUAGAGUUGUCUACAAUAACGACAUGGUAGCUCGAGUUCCCUUCGACAACUCUCUGUUUGGCUUCAAGCAUUUCGGGAAUUCCUGCUACUUCACUUACAACUACACCCCAGGUACUUUACUCCGAGACACUGCUCUCUGUGUAGGAUCCAUAUUAACUUUCUAUGCAGAUCCUUCCGGACGAGCCAUUUCCCAAUUUCUUCUCCCCGGUUUACAUGGUGCUGUCCCGGCUUUACGCGCUGUUCGAGCUCGUCCAGAGCUUCUUCAUGAGCUAUAG
Messenger RNA from Selaginella moellendorffii, 879 nucleotides. RefSeq lists its product as uncharacterized. Lineage: Eukaryota; Viridiplantae; Streptophyta; Lycopodiopsida; Selaginellales; Selaginellaceae. The record is from RefSeq and is a predicted model, not a curated record. Gene Ontology annotation, molecular function: triacylglycerol lipase activity. The transcript has a single exon. The coding region runs from base 1 to 879 and encodes 292 amino acids. Gene Ontology annotation, biological process: lipid metabolic process.